AUGAAUGAUCAAAAUCAUCUUCAAACUGCACCGGUUAGGAAACAUGGGGAGGAAAGUUCAUUGUUAAAGAUCUCAAGCCAUUCAUUGAUGUUUGACAAUGCCCAUAGUGAUGAGGACUCUGGUACCAAGGAAGAGCAGGAUAAUUUCAUGAAUGAACUUGAAAUAUUCCACAAGGAUAAUUCAAUGCAAUUCAGGCCCCCAAAGUUCUAUGGCGAAGGGUUGAAUUACCUUAAGUUGUGGAUAAGGGUGAAUAAGUUGGGUGGUUUUGACCAGGUAACAUUAAGCAGAAAGUGGCACCAAGUGGGACAGUCUUUUAAGCCACCAAAGACAUGCACAACUGUUUCAUGGUCCUUCCGUAACUUCUACGAGAAGGUGCUUCUUAGAUUCUGCUCGGCCUUCUAUAUUUCUUUAGUUGUGGUGUUCUUGUGUUUUAUUCCUGCAAUGGUUGCUGACCUGAUGGUUUCACUGAAGGGGAAAACGAUGUCAACCAUUGAAGAUGGUAAAGACUUACAAGAUGGAGUUGAUAAUAUACAAAUCGUCGAUAUGGGAUCUCGAGCUGAUUGGGUGAAGAUAAAUGUUCUUAUAACUAAAUGUGAGUUUCAAGUAUAUGCAUUAGUUCCUGGCCUUCUACAUGAAGAGCUUAAAGUUCUUUCAGAUCCCAUUGGUCGCUUAAUAAUUAAUGGAGAUCCUAGACAAUUAGGCAAUUCAUGGGGUGUUACUCGCUUCCAGAAGGUAAUUCAUUUGCCCUCUCGCAUUGACCCCAACAAAACCGUGGCAAAUCUUGGCCAAUACGGGCAGUUAUAUGUUUGUGGUGCAUUUGAGAAGUCAUCUUCAUAA
Molecule: messenger RNA, 837 nt
Organism: Triticum dicoccoides
Lineage: Eukaryota; Viridiplantae; Streptophyta; Magnoliopsida; Poales; Poaceae
Product: AT-rich interactive domain-containing protein 5-like
Exons: 9
Coding region: 1-837 (278 amino acids)
Biological process (GO): regulation of transcription by RNA polymerase II
Cellular component (GO): nucleus
Molecular function (GO): DNA binding
Source: RefSeq, a predicted model, not a curated record